Messenger RNA from Necator americanus (New World hookworm), 354 nucleotides. RefSeq lists its product as uncharacterized. The coding region runs from base 1 to 354 and encodes 117 amino acids. The record is from RefSeq and is a predicted model, not a curated record. The transcript is spliced from 3 exons. Lineage: Eukaryota; Metazoa; Nematoda; Chromadorea; Rhabditida; Ancylostomatidae.
AUGUACGCACUCUGUAAGAAGUCAAAGUCGAGUAUGAGUUCUGUAUUUCCACGUAUGCGUAAUUGGUGUGAAAGGAAGAAGAAGGGUCCUCGUGUUGCAACUACGGCGUCGCUUCAUUCGCGGACAUUUGUCUCGGAUUCAGCUUGGAUCUCAACUCGUGUACGGGUCUUCAAGAGUUCAAGACGUGCUCAUUUGAUCUCUCUUAUUUGUUCUCUACAUACAACUGCCGAUAAAAAUGUCUCACUUUCCUGUGCAGCCUUAUAUUCCCGAGGGAAAAUUGCGAAAUUGAAUUUAAGUGUUUCGAGAUGUCACCCGGUGCAAGAUCGCUUGAAUAAUUGCUCCCAGGAGGAGUGA